GUCAAUGUCAUCCGCUGCGGAAAGAAUCGCCUGCAUUGGAGAAAAGCCAAAUUUUUUCGAAAAUCACUAAUAAAAAAAUACUGACUGUGAAUUUUGUGUGAAAAACUCAAAAUAUUUUCCGGAAAAGUUUAAUAAACAAAAACAAUGUGUUACUAAGUGCGUGAUUGAAGAGUCAUGUCUGAGGAACAUGACCUGGAUUUUCCUAUGAACGACGAAAAACACGAUGAAGAAAACGAAGAAAAAGUGGCCGGAGAUGAGGACGCAGUAGUUGACACUGAACCGACGAACGAAAAUGCCGGAGAAUGUCAAAUAACGGUAGAUACCGAAAAACCAAGUGCCAAUACCUCCAAAGAAGACAGUGCCAUAGAUGCCAUAGAUAAAGAGACUCUGAGUAGUGAGGUGGACGAGAAGAAGGAUUUAUAUGGUGCCAACGAGAAAUCCACGCUCCGCUGGACUGCGGAAGGGAAUGAGUUCAAGAUAGCAUGGAACCUGCCACCGGGAACUGCUACCAACGACGAUUACAUCGCAUUAUGUUGCACAGGUAAGCGCUUCGUAAUUGGCGUCACGAUCCGCUGAAG
This is a messenger RNA of Spodoptera exigua (beet armyworm), 578 nucleotides long. NCBI's taxonomy places the organism in Eukaryota, Metazoa, Arthropoda, Insecta, Lepidoptera, Noctuidae. The record is from the annotation of a GenBank genome assembly.